Molecule: messenger RNA, 1793 nt
Organism: Equus caballus (horse)
Lineage: Eukaryota; Metazoa; Chordata; Mammalia; Perissodactyla; Equidae
Source: RefSeq, a predicted model, not a curated record
AUUGAUUUAGGGAAUCAAUCUAAUACAUGCUCUCUUUUUCUUCAGGUGAAUCUGUGCUUUGACCAAUUUGUUUACAAGCUGGCAGACCAGAUAUUUGCAUAUUAUAAGAUCAUGGCUGGAAGCUUGCUUCUUGAUAAACGGUUACGAUCAGAAUGCAAGAAUCAGGGGGCGACAAUCCAUCUCCCGCCAUCUAACCGCUAUGAGACGCUCCUCAAGCAGAGGCACGUGCAGCUCCUGGGCAGGUCCGUAGACCUCAAUCGUCUGAUUACUCAGCGUAUCUCUGCAGCUAUCUGUAAGUCUCUGGAACUGGCAAUUGGACGCUUUGAGAGUGAGGACCUGACAUCAAUAGUGGAGCUGGACGGCCUCUUGGAAAUCAACCGCAUGACCCACAAGCUGCUCAGCAGGUACCUGACACUGGACGGCUUUGACGCCAUGUUCCGGGAGGCCAACCACAACAUGUCGGCACCUUACGGGAGAAUCACCCUCCAUGUCUUCUGGGAACUCAACUAUGACUUCCUGCCCAACUACUGCUACAAUGGCUCUACCAACCGAUUUGUUCGGACAGUAUUAUCAUUUUCUCAAGAAUUUCAAAGAGAUAAACAGCCUAAUGCACAACCCCAGUAUUUGCAUGGAUCAAAGGCUUUGAACUUGGCCUACUCUAGCAUUUACGGCAGCUACCGGAACUUUGUGGGACCUCCGCACUUCCAGGUCAUCUGCCGGCUGCUUGGAUACCAGGGCAUUGCAGUGGUCAUGGAGGAGCUGCUGAAGGUUGUCAAGAGCCUGCUGCAAGGCACGAUCCUGCAGUAUGUGAAGACGCUGAUGGAGGUGAUGCCCAAGAUCUGCCGCCUGCCCCGGCAUGAGUACGGCUCUCCCGGCAUCCUGGAGUUCUUCCACCACCAGUUGAAGGACAUCGUUGAGUAUGCAGAGCUGAAGACGGUGUGCUUCCAGAACCUGCGGGAGGUGGGCAACGCUGUCCUCUUCUGCCUGCUCAUCGAGCAGAGCCUGGUGAGUGGGCAACCCGGCCCCACCCCAGGCUGUGCUGAGUCACUCCCCACAGGUGACAGAAGAAGACAUCUUUUAGAGGCUUGAUUUAUUGGGGUUAUUCAUGGGAGUAAGGGGAGUAAGUGUUGUAAAGCCCCAUUCUUUUUUUGUGACUAUCUAGAUUAAUUUGAAUUUGUUUCUGACAAUUGAAAGACAAAAAUGCAGUGUAGCUCUUCAUUGAAGAAUGUUUUACCAUGUGAGCGUUGUAAAAAUGUUUUAUUAUGCAUAUUUGCUACACGUAAGGUAUAAAGCACGGCUUCCAUGAGAGCUGUCUGCAGUGAUGGAAAGUUCCAUAUCUGAGUCUGUGGGGCACUUGAAAUGCGGCUCAGUGUGACUGAAAAACUGAUUUUUAAAUUUUCAUUAGUUUACUUUUCAAUAGCUACACGUGUCCCAUGACUGCUGUGGUGGACAGCAUAAUAAAGUAGCAGCCCACCACCACUAAGCAAUCGCAUGGUGGGAGAGCCACUUUCUCCACUGAUUGCCUCCUUGUGGUAUCAUUUGUGGCCGUCCCUCUGUCCCUUGUAUGUCAUGUCACCUGGCAGUUGUGAAUUGGAAAGCCUAGUGAGUGUAACAGAGAAUCUCAUUGGCCUUCUCUGCCUUUCCCUCAUGACCAAGGAGGUGGGCAUCUUCGUUUGUUGCUUGGUUCUUCCUGUUUUGUUAAAUGCUCUAUUUGUGUCUUUUGCCCAUUUUUCUACAGCUUGUUUAUAGAAGUUCUUUAUAUAUCCUUUAUGUAUUACACAUAUUGCAAAUAC